UCUGCCUUUAACUGCUACCAGUCAUUUGCUUGCAUACAAUUGAAAACUCAAAUGUUGAUCUACUUAGGAAUGAAGGGAGCAGCCCAUCUGUACCUUAAGUUCAUAAUCGAACCACAUGCAUGCCCCUGCGCCAACUCUCUUGACAAACUCUGGUCAUUGGGCAGUUCCUCCCUUUCUUUCCUGUAUGUCCCAGACUAACCCCUGUUUUUUUUUUUCCUUGAGUUUGGAGUUUGAUCUCUCCAACACUGAGUGCAAUCUGAUACGGCAAAAUGUCACUCUCACAGACGCAUUGAGGGAUACUACAUGAGGUUAGGACAUGACAGCUACAGUGCCCCCACAGAACAGAUGCCACGAGAUGGGAAAACUCUCAGUGAGAAGCAGAAGUCCCUUUAACAGCAUCAAAUUCUUUGUGUUCUGCCAUGGGCUUCUCCAGCUUGCUCAGCUCCUGGUAUCUGGGUAUCUCAAGAGCUCCAUCUCCACAAUCGAAAAACGAUAUGGCUUCUCAAGUCAGAAGUCUGGCCUUCUGGCCUGCUUCAAUGAGGUUGGGAACACUAUUCUGAUCGUGUUCGUCAGCUUCUUCGGCAGCCGUAUUCACCGACCACGGUUCAUUGGGGGAGGGGCGCUCAUCGCCAGCCUAGCUGGCAUUUUGAUGGCCCUGCCCCACUUUAUCAGCGGGAAAUAUGAGUACAACCACAAUGUUCCGAACAGAGAGGAAAACAGUCUUUGCCAUGCAGAGAUGUUGCUCCAUGCUGAGCACUAUCGCCAGAACUGCACCCAGCAACAGAGCGAUUCCCACAGUGAGGUCUUGCCCAUCAUGCUGCUUGGGCAGUUACUUUUGGGCAUUGGGGGUGUGCCAAUACAGCCCUUUGGCAUCUCUUACAUCGAUGACUACGCCAGCAAGAAGAACUCCCCAUUCUACCUGGGCAUACUCUUUGCAGUGACAGUGAUUGGGCCAGCUUUUGCAUUUAUGUUGGGGUCCUUAAUGCUGCAGUUUUAUGUGGACAUUGACAAGUUGUCCCUUGAUGAGAUUAAGAUGAAGAGCGAGGAUCCGAGGUGGGUGGGAGCAUGGUGGCUUGGUUUUCUGGUUGCUGCCUCCUUACUUGCACUCACGUCCCUGCCUUACUUCUUCUUCCCAAAAAAGAUGCCCAAAGAGGAAUUCAUGGAGCGUGGCAAGGAUUCAGAGCCAGAGAAGCUCAGUGAAGAAAAAAUGGAGGAACCAGACCCACUUCAGAGCCUUUCACUAAGAGAAUUCCUCAAAAGUUUUCCCAGCAUAGUCAUGAGAACGUUGAGGAAUCCAAUCUAUCUGUUGGUGGUCUUGGCUCAGGUCAACCUGGCAGCAAUGGUGGCUGGGUUAGCCACCUUCAUGGCCAAGUUCAUCGAGAGACAAUUCACAAAAACUGCAUCAUUUUCCAAUAUGAUGUUAGGUGGUGUGAACAUCCCGGUGGCCGUGCUGGGAAUCGUUGCCGGAGGAGUGGUUAUGAGGAGAUUCAGCAUGACCGUAAAGGCUUCGGCCCUCAUGAGCACCAUUGCAGUGUUCAUAUGUGUCCUCCUGGCCCUCCCUCUCCUCUUCCUAGGGUGCUCCACACAGACCAUCGCUGGCGUCUACCCCCUCAGACAAAAUGGUGAACUGGCAUGUAGCUUGAAGUGCUCUUGCCAGGAGGAGGAGUUCAACCCUGUGUGUGGGUCCAAUGGGGUUGAGUAUGUGUCACCCUGUCAUGCUGGCUGCAAGACAUUGAUUCCUGACAUCAGUAAUGAUGGUGUUCUGAACUACACAGACUGCAGCUGCACCGGUGUUCACGGCUCCUCUGGUUUUGCUGUCCCUGGGACGUGCGGCAGUGGAUGCUCACAUCUCCUGCUGCCCUUUAUGAUAUUCUCCGCGCUCACAGGCUUCGUCGCCUCGUUUGCGCACACCCCUUCCUUCAUGAUGAUAUUAAGGACAGUUAAACCUGAAGAUAAGUCAUUUGCCCUUGGAGUUCAGUUUAUGUUAUUCAGAGUACUUGCUUUCUUACCAGGCCCGGUUCUGUAUGGAAGCACUAUUGACACAACCUGCAUUCUGUGGGGAAGAAAGUGCAACAAGAGCACCUCAUGCCGUUACUACAAUUUGGAUCUUUUCCGACAAAGGUACCUGGGGCUUCAGGUGUUCUUCGAAUUUAGCGGCGUUGUGUGCUUCUUAAUGGUCUUCCUGAUCCUCAGAAAAAUUAAGAGAGAGCAAAAGGCCCAGCAGCAGGAUCAGACAGACGGGGAAAAAUGCACCGGAAACAAUCUCAUGCCUGCAAAACCAGCUGAGAAGUUACCACUGCAGAAAGUCUCGCUUUUAGAACAUGACUCUAAAACACCCAAUGCACUGUAGGAUGCCAUACGGAGGCACGGACCGAGGUGCAAAAUGGAUUUGUUGAGACUGUCUUCAGAAGAGGCAGCUGUUCAGUGUACUGUUAAAUACAGUUGACCCUCACACACCGCGGCUUCGGUUUUUCACGGGUCGGCAACAAACAAUUAAAUGGGAUUUUUUUGGGAGCUUUGAUGCCUUGUGCGGGAGACCGCGUAGCACUGCAGAUGG
Molecule: messenger RNA, 2557 nt
Organism: Megalops cyprinoides (Indo-Pacific tarpon)
Lineage: Eukaryota; Metazoa; Chordata; Actinopteri; Elopiformes; Megalopidae
Product: solute carrier organic anion transporter family member 2B1-like
Exons: 15
Coding region: 317-2350 (677 amino acids)
Biological process (GO): bile acid and bile salt transport; sodium-independent organic anion transport; transmembrane transport
Cellular component (GO): membrane
Molecular function (GO): bile acid transmembrane transporter activity; protein binding
Source: RefSeq, a predicted model, not a curated record